Messenger RNA from Camellia sinensis, 1657 nucleotides. NCBI's taxonomy places the organism in Eukaryota, Viridiplantae, Streptophyta, Magnoliopsida, Ericales, Theaceae. The record is from RefSeq and is a predicted model, not a curated record.
ACCCCAGUAGCACAUGAGCCACUCAAAAUUCACCCACUAAGAAAAACCCGCGCAAUUUUGAACUUUAUUUAUUCCACUCUCCUCUUCUUCUCUCCCCCCCAAAUUCCAAAAAUAUCAGGAGAGAGGGAGAGAGAGAGAGAGGAGAGAAUGAAGGGUUCAGUGGCGAGACACUUGACAGUUCAGAAGCUAGGGCAUGUCUCUUUCAAGCCUCUCCAACAAUCCUCCUUCUCUAUCUCUUUAUCUGAUUCGUUCCGCUUCCAGAGUCUCCUCGAAUCCGAAGCUCAAUCCGCAGAUUCAAUAAUUCCUUCUUCAUCACCGCCUCUCGAUAUCGACAUUGAUUCCAAUGUAGACGACAAAGAUUUCAUUCUCAGUCAGGAUUUCUUUUGCACUCCUGAUUAUAUCACUCCGGACGGUCAAUAUAUAUCAAACAGUUUGGAUUGCAACAAGGAGAACAUUGCUUGUCCCAAGUCACCAGAGAAAAUAAAAACUGUCAAAAGCAAAAGGCAAAGGCAGGAUGGUUUUAAUUUAUCUUGCCAUGAACAAGUUGUAGAACUUGCCAAAGAUACUUUUGGAACAGAUGAAAUCAAUACAGAGAAAGCAAUAGGAACUGAACCUCAGUCUGUUUGUUUCCAGCAAAUUGGUAAUGGAAACUUCAGCUGUGUUUUCAAAGUCUUGAAGAGAAUUGAUGGUUGCUUUUAUGCAGUGAAAAAAAGCACAAGGCUGUUACAUCAGGAUACAGAAAGGAGAAAAGCUUUGAUGGAGGUUCAAGCUUUGGCUGCUUUAGGAUUCCAUGAAAACAUAGUUGGAUACUAUUCUUCUUGGUUUGAAAAUGAGCAGCUAUUUAUCCAGAUGGAGCUCUGUGAUCACAGUCUAUCCAUUAGAAAACCUUCUAAAUUAUCCACAGAGGGGGAGGUGUUGGAAAUAAUAUAUCAGAUAGCCAAGGCACUUCAAUUCAUACAUGAGAAAGGGAUAGCUCACCUAGAUGUAAAGCCUGAUAAUAUUUAUAUUAAAAAUGGAGUUUAUAAGCUUGGAGAUUUUGGGUGCGCAACUCUCCUUGAUAGCACCCUGCCAAUUGAAGAAGGCGAUGCACGUUAUAUGCCCCAAGAAAUACUCAAUGACAAUUAUGAUCAUCUUGACAAGGUUGAUAUCUUCUCCUUAGGAGCUGCCAUCUAUGAGCUUAUUAGAGGGUCAGCAUUGCCAGAAUCAGGGUAUCUUUCUUUGAAUCUCAGGGAAGGAAAAUUGCCUCUCCUUCCCAGCCACUCAGUGCAGUUUCAAAACUUACUCAAGGCCAUGAUAGACCCAGAUCCGGUUCGGAGACCUUCUGCCAAAGAACUGGUGAAAAAUCCAAUUUUCGACAGGGACCAGAGGACUGGAAAAAACCAUUAUAGCUAGUUUUCUACAUUUAGAUUUUGGCAGGGGCUGGAAUGGAUGCUGCAUAGAAGUUAUGAUGUGCCCAGUUUGUCUAUCAGUCCAGCAAGACGGCCAUGCUGAGAAAGAUUGUGCAUGGCCCAGUUUUGUUACAUUACAUUGGUUCUCUGGUAUUUGCACCAAAUUUUCCCCUUUGGAUGGUGUGCUGGUUUUGUAUAAAAGAAGAUAGCAACUGGAGGAGUGUUGUAUUUUCCUGAUAAUUUGGUAAUGCAUUGCUAGUUGAAAAGUC